Molecule: messenger RNA, 388 nt
Organism: Racocetra persica
Lineage: Eukaryota; Fungi; Glomeromycota; Glomeromycetes; Diversisporales; Gigasporaceae
Source: the annotation of a GenBank genome assembly
AAACGGGUGUUCAGUUGACCAGAUAAGAGGUUGUGAUAUAAUCGGAAGGUAUAAAAAACUCCAUUUCAUCGUUCAAUGUAUAUUCAACCAACCAUGCUAUAUGGUUCGUAAUAAAGACGUCAAAGAAUUCGAUCAAGCACUAGACAAAGAACCAAAGGAAGUCAUUGGGUUUCUUGUAACAAAUACAUAUGUUGCAAGUGAGGUCCUCAAAGCAUUUAAAAACAAUCAACGAAUUUUAUUUUGCCACGAGAAUGAUCUCAUCGGCACCAUUUAUAAAGUCGAAGAAACCAAUGAACAAAAAUUAAACAUUUUACUCGGAGCAUUUGAAAAUAUCAUAAAUGUCCAAAAAGAUAUUCUUGAAAUUUUCAAAGAAAUGGUGGAUGAAUAG